Messenger RNA from Candoia aspera, 4367 nucleotides. Its product is annotated as zinc finger protein 268-like. Gene Ontology annotation, biological process: negative regulation of transcription by RNA polymerase II. The transcript is spliced from 2 exons. Gene Ontology annotation, molecular function: DNA-binding transcription repressor activity, RNA polymerase II-specific. Bases 582 to 2399 code for a protein of 605 amino acids. The record is from RefSeq and is a predicted model, not a curated record. NCBI's taxonomy places the organism in Eukaryota, Metazoa, Chordata, Lepidosauria, Squamata, Candoiidae.
GUUCCUGUUCCGGCUCCCGCCUGGGGGGAGAGCGGCGCGGAGGAGCGCUCUGUGGUCUUCGCGGGGUCGGAGCAGCAGCGGCGGGAGAGAAAAAGGAUACCAAUAAGAGCCUUUGCGACAACUGAGAAUCACAAGCAGCAUUAAAAAGGAAAGCAAAUCAAGCCAGCAAUCAAAUCUUUUCCACUUACUCCAGAGAACCCCAAAACUCUUCUCCUUCCACAGCAGGUGACAGACAAGGAAGAGAAAAACUGGAAGAGAGUUUUUGAGCUGGAAAAAAUUGAUUAUGUGGAACUCAAAUAUUCCAUGAAAACAUCAAGGGGGACAAUUUCCAAAUUCCGAGAAAGAGGGAAAUAUCUGGAAGUCAGUGGGGAGGAAGAGGUCACCUGGCUAGCCACAUAGGGCAGACAGUAAAGCAAGCCUAACCCUGUGAGGAAGGAAACAGUCACUUGAAUCAAAGCACCACCAAACAAGGGAUCAGAAAUCGUUUCGAUCUCCUCGAAAAUCCAAGAAUAUCAUUGGUGGAAAAGCCCAACAGAGGUGUAUAUUGUGGGAAAAGCACAGAUUACAGAUCACAAGUGAUUAUGCACGAGAGGACCCACGCAGAUGAGAAGCCCAACCUGUGUUCUCAAGGCACCAAAAGCUUUAGCAAGGACGCCACCCUGGUGAAUCACAAGAGGACUCACACCAGGGAGAAACCAUAUGAGUGUCCAGAUCGUGGGACAGGUUUCAGUCAGAAUUCCAAACUGUUGAGACACCAGAGGACUCACACAGGAGAGAAACUGUACCAGUGUCCGGAUUGUGGAAAAAAAUUCAGUCAGAAUUCAUACCUGGUGAUACAUCAGAGGACUCACACAGGAGAGAAACCGUAUAAGUGUCCGGAUUGUGGGAAAAGUUUCAGUCAGACUUCCCACCUGGUGAACCACCAGAGGACUCACACAGGAGAGAAACCGUAUGAGUGUCCGGAUUGUGGGAAACACUUCAGUGAGAAGUCCAGCCUGGUGAUACACCAGAGGACUCACACAGGAGAGAAACCCUAUGAAUGUCUGGAUUGUGGGAAAAGUUUCAGUCAGAAUUCCCACCUGGUGAUACACCAGAGGACUCACACAGGAGAGAAACCGUAUGAGUGUCUGGAUUGUGGAAAAAAUUUCAGUCAGAAUUCACACCUGGUGAUACACCAGAGGACUCACACAGGAGAGAAACCGUAUGAGUGUCCGGAUUGUGGGAAAAGUUUCAGUGAGAAGUCCAGCCUUGUGGUACACCAGAGGACUCACACAGGAGAGAAACCGUAUGAGUGUCCGGAUUGUGGGAAAAGUUUCAGUCGGAAUUCCGAACUUGUGAGCCACCAGGGGACUCACACAGGAGAGAAACCGUACGAGUGUCCGGAUUGUGGGAAAAGUUUCCGUUGGAAGUCCAGCCUGGUGACGCACCAGAGCACUCACACAGGAGAGAAACCCUAUGAGUGUCCGGAUUGUGGGAAACAUUUCAGUCAGAAUUGUCACCUUGUGUUGCACCAGAGGACUCACACAGGAGAAAAACCACAUGAGUGUCCAUAUUGUGGGAAAAGUUUCAGUUUGAAUUCCCACCUGGUGAUACACCAGAGGACUCACACAGGAGAGAAACCAUAUGAGUGUCUGGAUUGUGGGAAGAGUUUCAGUCAAAAUUGUCACCUGGUGUCGCACCAGAGGACUCACACAGGAGAGAAACCAUAUGAGUGUCUGGAUUGUGGGAAAAGUUUCAGUCAGAAUUCCCACCUGGUGAACCACCACAGGACUCACACAGGAGAGAAACCGUAUCAGUGUCCGGAUUGUGGGAAAAGUUUCAGUCGGAAUUCCGAACUGGUGAUACACCAGAGGACUCACACAGGAGAGAAACCGUAUGAGUGUCCAGAUUGCGGGAAAAGUUUCAGCGCGAAGUCCAGCCUGGUGAACCACCAGAGGAUUCACACAGGAGAGAAACCAUAUGAAUGUUUGUAUUGUGGGAAAAGUUUCAGUCGGAAUUCACAGCUGGUGACUCACCAGAGGACUCACACUGGGGAGAAACCCUAUGAGUGUCAGGAUUGUGGGAAAAGUUUCAGUUGGAAUUCCCAACUGGUGAUACACAAGAGGACUCACACAGGGUACAACCCUUAUGAAUGUCUGUAUUGUGGGAAAAGUUUCAUUUCGAAUUCCCACAUGGUAACACACCAGAGGACUCACAAAGGAGAGGAAUCAUAUGAGUGUCCAGAUUGUGGGAAAGAUUUCAGUCUUAGGUCUGGCCUUAUAAAUCAUGUAGCUUUACACAUAGGAGAGAAACCCUUCAAAUGCCCAGACUGUGGAGAGUGCUUCAGAAUAAAUUCCUCCCUUAGCAGACACAAGGACAUCCACAUGAGGCAGAAGGUGAUGAGUGUAGAGAAGGCUUGAAUUUCACUUCUCAUCUCCCAUUGAACAUCCAGCUGAAACGUGAAGUAUUUAAUUUCUGGGCUGAUUUGUUUUUGGUCAGACGUCUCAGUAUGAGAGAUGAGGGAGGAGAGAAAAAAAUUGUAAAAUGUUUGUUUGAGAAAGGCCAACUACCCGUGUCUGGCUCUCAGCAGAACUUCCCAGUAAGCUACUGCAGGUCCUAAAAGAUACAUGAAAAAAAAAGUGGAGCACUCAGGGUUUAUGAGAGAAUAUAUUGGGGAAGUUUGUGACAGUGACAAAAGCCGUGUAAAGUUUCAGACGGAAAGGCUCUUCUGCCUUGCAGUUGAACAUGAUGGAUAAGAGCGGCAGGAAGAUUGAGCUGAAGAGAAAAGGGAUUGUAGUUUUGAGCGUAGGAUCUCCAGGUUUAUGAGCAGCCCCUGCUGUGAUCGUGUUUGCCUGGAGGUGCCUCUUGUUAGCCUUGGACGGCUGUGGGCGAUAGCAGUGCCAAGGGGCUGAGCCUUUUGUUGCAUCCCCCUCGGUGGUGGAGGUGGGAGAAAAGAACUGCACAGCGGAAGAUGUUUUAUGUCUAGAAAUGGAUUGUGUAAGAACCAUUCAUGGCUUUUGAGAAGGAAAGAAACUGGGUAGUGUCAGCGUUGCUGUGAACGUGGGGCUGAGAAAAGGCAGAGCUCCCAAGACAUGGGAGAUGUUUCCAUUUCUUUCCCUCCUUUCUCAGGGAUUCUUUUGAAGUUUUUCCACUGAAUCCCUACAAGAAAAGAGAGGAAAAUUACUUGUAGCCGCUAAGUGGUAUUUUAGCCGUGCAGAUGAGUGAUCCUGAUUUUGCUGAGUUCAGAAGACCCCAAAGAAUUCAAGGCUUGUUCAUUUCAGGAACCCAGUUCAGAGAUCAGGUGUGACAAUCCACCCCUCUGAUGUUAAUGAUAUGGACUCUCGCCACAAGCCAUGGAAGGACAUGGAAAAGUUCUUUAGUCAAUAGAAGUGGAUAGGGAUUAAGAGCAAAGAGCAGAUUAAGCAGAUGCGGGCGCAAACACAAAUUUAAACAUGGCAGAUUCUCAGGCACUCCCCCACCUCCCCUCCCCCACCGGCUUGCUUCCCGUAACUCUAACCUGUCAGUCUUUGGUGUUCCCAGCUGGACGACCUUGGUGUCUGGUUCCUCUUUUCCCACCUUCAACCACCAGCAUGCCAUUCCUGUUGGGGACGAUGGGCAGUGAUACAAAUUCAAAUAAAUAAAUUCCUAUCUCUAGCAGCUCUUCUUCUGUCUGGCAAGCACUCUAGCUAAUCAUCACAAGCCUCAUGCUAACUAAAUCUAGUUACUACAAAACCCGUCUAUCUCAGGAAGGACGGCAGGAUGGCGUCCUGACGUCAGGUUAUCAUUUUUUUUCCUAGUAGGUCACUCUGCAUAUGAUCCCUUUGCAGAAGGACACUCAACAAGCAGGACCAGGGUGGGGUGGGGAGGAAGCAAGAGGCUCUUUUGGCCUGAGCCUCAAGCUCGGAGUGGCUUCAAAUUUAAAGGUCUGCAAAGUUGUUGAACUUUAAACUGUUCAAAUUAUAUUUACUUCUCUCCCCCUUCCUCUCUCUUGCUCUUUUUUGGUGCCGUAUUUUUGUGCACACCUGUUAUGACGUCCCAUUUUAUUAUGGGCAGGAGCUGCCAAUGCUUCUUUCCCUCAGGAUUUAUUUUGUAAGUUUGCCAUUUUUGGGGCAUUGCCAAUUGUAGAGCGAUAUCUUCUUGGACAUGGAUGGUGUCAGUGCAUUUAUAGAAAGAUCCAUCCUGCAGUCGGGACUUUUCUCUUAGGAGAUACAGAUCGGGAAGCCCUGCUCAGGCCCACCAGUAUCUUGCGCUCAUCCCGUUCUUGAAUUUCUCCCCAUAUUUAGUGGUUGGUUCUGCAGGGUUAACUGAAGACUUAUCAAUUCUAUUCAAAUUGUACUCUGCAGUCUAUGCUGUGUUCCCUUCUUGUGAGUAAACAAACAAAAAGCUUC